This is a messenger RNA of Scylla paramamosain (green mud crab), 6905 nucleotides long. RefSeq names its product fibrocystin-L-like. Lineage: Eukaryota; Metazoa; Arthropoda; Malacostraca; Decapoda; Portunidae. The coding region runs from base 585 to 2471 and encodes 628 amino acids. The record is from RefSeq and is a predicted model, not a curated record. The transcript is spliced from 5 exons. Gene Ontology annotation, molecular function: protein dimerization activity.
UUUUUUAAAGGCUCCUCAAAAGGAAAACCAUCAUCUAUGGAAGUUUCCCAAUAAUGUAGUGCCUCCGUGGUGCAGUGGUCAGCAUGCCUGGCUACAAAUCUGCGGGCCCAGUUUUCGGGUUCGAUCCCAGCCUGGGCAGUUGGCGGCCGUCCGCUGGUCCUUGCCUUACCGUACGCCGUACGGUAGACGAGGGGGUAGUGGACCCGUCUAAGACAUGUCACGUACGAGUACGACUCGUACAUAAUACGUAUCCCGAGUCGACUCUCAGACCUCAGUAAGGCUCAGUUGCUUACUUGCUUCCGCUCUCGGCUGUUGUUAAACAUACAGAGCUCUUUCAAUUUUCACCAUGAGUAGUGAUGAGGAUCAACCUGGUUGUAGCAGUACAUACCAUUCACCACCACGUAAAAAAGCAAAAGUGUGGUAUAAGCAAGCAUUCAAACAGGAGUGGCUAGAAGAAGAGGAAUUUAAAUCAUGGGUGAAAGCUGAUCCUUCAGAUAAAUUCAGUGCAGUGUGCUGUGUGUGUGACGGAACAAUUAAAAACUGCAGUAAAUCACGCUCGUUGAGUCACAAGAAUUCCACAAAACAUGCAAAAAAACUUCGCUGCCAAGAGAAACAUGACUGUGAUUGACAAAUUUGUUGUGAAAAAAACAGAACCUGACAAGAAAGAAAAAGUACAUCGUGCUGAAUUACUGCUUACGGGCUUCAUGGCAGAACAUGGCAUGCCAUUCUCUCAAGCUAAUCACUUAAUACCCGUAAUCAAGAAGAUGUUUCCCGAUUGUGAUACUGCACAGAACAUGACACUUAUGAAAACAAAGGCAGCUUAUGUGAUGCAAGAUGGAAUAGCAUGGGAAGAAAGCCAUGAUAUAUCCAAAGUGUGCCAAGAAAAUAUGUUUUCACUGAUAAUUGAUGAAAGCACAGACAUUUCAGUGUCCCAGAUCCUUGCCGUGAUGGUAAGGUAUUAUGAUGGCAAGAAAUGUAAAGUAACUGAUGCUCUGUUAGAUAUUAUAGAAGUUGAUGAUGCAUCUGCUGAAAGUCUCUACAAAGCAGUGAAAACUUUACUUUCUGUGAAAAUGAUACCGGUCUCCAAUAUAAUUGGCUUUGCAAGUGACAACUGUUCUACAAUGUUAGGCUCAAAAAGUGGCUUCCAAGCCUACCUGAAACGUGAUGUUCCCUCAGUUUUUGUACUGGGAUGCAUUUGUCAUUCUUUUGCCUUAUGUGCCAGUCAUGCUUGCUCCACCCUGCCUUCAUUUUUGGAACAGUUCCUGAGAGACAUUUGCUGUUAUUUUUCACGUAGCAGCAAGCGGACACACCAGUUCCAGGUAUUUCAAGACAUUACCAAGAGUCCGCAACACAGAAUGCUUAAGCUUUCCCAGACAAGAUGGCUAUCUAGAGGAAAAGUAAUUGCCCGCAUCCUGGAGCAGUGGGAUGCUCUACUUUUAUUCUUUCAAGGGGAAAUGAAAACAGAUGCAGUAAAGCUUGAUGGUGCAGGUGAAAUAUACAAAAUGAUGGUCAGUCGUGGAACAAAACACAUGCUGCUUUUCCUCAACUACGUACUAGGUAAAGUUGACAGGAUGAACUUGGAGUUUCAGUCCGAACAGUACAGACUUGCAACACUUCAUGCAUCCAUUGCUGGAGAGUAUAGAAGCAUUCUUGGCAUGUUUAUCAAAGAGGAUGUUUUGUUCACAGAAAAGUUGUCCAACAUCAAUCCCCAAGACACCACUUUAUACCAAAGUUUGGAGAAACUCAACCUUGGGGGUCGAUGUAGUGCCCUGCUUAUUAAGGAGCCAAUACAUGACAGUGAUGCAGGGAAAAGAUUCCUCAUAGACUGCCGAAACUUCCUAGUAGAACUAUGUUUACAAAUGAAGAAACGCUUCCCUUUUGAAGAGGACAGCGUUAUUGCUCUGAUGAAAAACAUUGACCCUAAAGUUGCUGUAUCACCUCACAGAAGUACAUACAUCACGAGUCUCGCAGUGCACUUUCCAAUGGUUGUUAAAGAGGAGGAAUUGGAUACUUUAGAAGAUGAAUGGCAAAAUCUUAUUUAUAGCAAGGAAACUGUGCAAAACCUCACUCAGACACCUACAUCAUUCUGGAGUGAACUACAAAAAGUUAAAGAUGGAAAUAACAAGAUGAAAUUUGGAGUACUAGCAAGACUUAUGUGUGGACUAUUAGCAUUGCCACACUCAUCGGCUUGUGUAGAAAGGGUAUUCUCGCAAGUUAAUAUCAUAAAAACAAAGCAAAGUAACAGACUUCUGGCAACAACCAUCUCUAAUAGACUUCUAGCAAAACAAGGAAUUGCUCGACAAAGUGUAAAAUGUUUUGACUGGGAGCCAUCAGCACGCCUAAUAGGAGAUGUGAAAAGUGGCGCGUGUCAUCAGCGGUAUGUAGAAAGGUGCAACAAGCGUGAGGUGGCAACAAUCCACCCUGCCUCUGACUCGGACAGCGACGAUCCUCUGCCAGUUCAUCCCCACUAAACACAGCAACAUUAAAUUGCUUUGGAAAAUGCAUUCCUGGCUGAGUGUGGUGCGUGUGCCUGCUACUCGUGUGGUGGUGCUGCUGCUGCGUGAAGCCUCUGCCGUGGGAACCCACCACAAAUAGCUAAUGAUUCUGUAUGACGGGAUCAGCAGCAGACAGAAUUCCAGUGAUGUAUUAACAUGCCUAGGGACAGCCUUGGUGGCAUCCAUUACUGGCAGAAGGCCCAAUGUGCUGAGUGACAGGGCAGCAUGACCUUGCACAUCAGAGGGUCAGUAUGGCUGGGCAAGGUCACCUAAUAUUGAGACAGUAGCUCCUCGUUGGUCACUGCCAGGUUCUGUUUUGGAUCUUCACGGCAAUUUCCACACCAGCAAACACUACAAGCUUGACUACACUAAUCCUGUCUCCAGUGAAGCUAAGAGUGGGAGUGUUCUUACCAAGGCCUUUGUUGGAGGCAUCCCCUGUGAUACAGUGGACGAGAACCUGGAGACACACUGACAAGGGAGAAGGUUACUUGUCGCUCCAAGGCUAAGCUGGUUGGCCCCAUGAAUGCCACUGUCUACGUUACUGGAAGAGGGGCAUCUGAAGUGACCAAGACAGGAAUGUAUGUGGACUCCCAGGACAGAUUGUACCAGUUCCAUACAUAUGCUGGUGUGUACAUAUAGUGUGCCUGCAUAUGUAUGCAUGUGGAUCUAGUCUUACCUUAUGUGAUCAGUGACUUUAUCCUGACUAUUGGAAAUAACUGUAUAGGAAUUAAGCUUAUAAUGCCCUGUGUUUUAGUUGUAGAUUGUUGUGUUUUUCUUAGUUUUUACAUGGUGUCCUCCAAGUUUAGGUACACACUUUGGGAUUUGAUAGUUCAAGUAAUUCUAAAUUGAAAAUACUCUAUACACAUAUGCUGUGUUUUGCUUUAUUUUGUGAGAAAUUAAUGCGUAGCUAAGUUGUGAAUUGCGGGAGCUGCUUGCCUGGGUGUGCCUCCGUCUCUUUCCUCCCUCCUUGGCUCAUUACGUGGCUCAUUACGUACUCACAUGGUGCUGCACAGCAUGAAGUGAUAAUUUUUUGUGUUCAACGUAUGCAGUCAAAUCCUUACAGGAAAUAGCAAAUGACAGAUUAAAUUUUUGUAUGUGUCUGAAGAAAAUGUGCAGGUAACACAGCAAUACAGUGGUUAUUCAGUGCUGCUUUUUAAAACAUACAUGGCAAUUCACUGCAAAUGUCAUCCCCUUUGACAGUCAUCAUCUUGACAUUUAAAUGGUAAGCCUUGUCAAUCAAGUGACUGCCUAAGUGCAUCAUUUCGCUCCUGUCAUUCCUUAUCUGCUCUGCUGCUUCCUCAGUGGGGUGAAUCAGCUCCUCUCUGUAACAUGAUUUGUUCUUGUACAUCAAGGAUUUCAUGAGUCCCCAAAGGAAAGAAAUCCGUUGGUGUUAGGUGAGGGGAUCUUGCUGGCCAUUCCUGUGGGCCUCCAUGACCUAUCCAUCAUCAGGAAACUGAUUCCAGGCAAGCAGCUCCCACAACACACAACUUACAUGUUAAUUUCUCACAAAAUAAAGCAAACAGCGUGUGUGUGUAUAGAGUAUUUUUGACCCAGGAUUACUUGAACUAUCAUAUCCCAAGGUAUGUACCUUAAUUUAUGGGACACCCUGUAUUGUUAGUACACACACACACACACACACACACACACACACACACACACACACACACACACACACACACACACACACACACACACACACACACACACACACACACUGUGCCGCCCAGCUAAUUGGACACAUCCACAGCAGCUCCAAGGAGUUAACUAGGUUUUGGUUGUACAGGGGAGCUGAGCUUGAGUCCUGUCUCCAUAAUAGGGAAUUGUGUGAUGUGUGAGUGCAGGGGAAGUGAAGUGUAAAUUGGGAAGUGGCCGAAAAGGUGAUUGGGAGAGUAGCGUACAGGUAAACAUUAUCUUACCAGGGAAUAUCAAGAAGGAAGAUGUCAGUGGACAUGGCAAAUAUUUUUGAGGGUUUCAAGGAAGAAGACCUCAGUGUAGCUCAUACAAAUAAACGAAUGUGGAAAAUUGAAGAAAAUGUCAAAAUACAAAAAGAAAUAUGUCACUUAGCAGUGAUAAUAAAGACAUGAAAGGAAGAGAGAGGGAGGUGGGUGGUGACAAUGUAAAAAAAGAUAUCCAGUGAUAUAAUAGAGAUGAAGAAGAAGAUGGAAAAAGAAAGGAAAACAAAGAACUUAGAGAAGAGGUGACAAAAAUAGUGACUUAAACAAGAAGUACUAUAAAGAAAUAAAAAAACUCAAGGAAGAGAACAAGGUGUUAAAGAAAGCUUUACAAAAGAGAGAGAGAGAGAGAGAGAGAGAGAGAGAGAGAGAGAGAGAGAGAGAGAGAGAGAGAGAGAGAGAGAGAGAGAGAGAGAGAGAGAGAGAGAGAGAGAGAAAGAGAGAGAUUAAGGAUGGGAAAGUGAAAGGGUAGUGACAGCAGAAGUCAAAAGUUGAAAAGAAGAGAGAGAACAACAACAAAAGGCAGAUAUGGAGGAGAUAAUAAGGCAACAGCAACAGGAACACAAUAAGGACAUGGAAAAGCAAGUGAUUAAGAUAAUAAAGGAAAAAAGUAAUCUUGUGAGAGACAUGGUACAGAGAAAGAUGAAUGUGAUGGUAUUUGAGGCCAAGGAGAACCUACUCAUGAAAAUAGCUACAGAUAAAAAAAAAAGAGGCAAAAAGGGUUAAGGAUAUUAUAGCAGAAAUGGCAGAGGAAGGAGAGGAGAUAGUUGAACAAAUUGAAGAGGUUUACAGGAUUGAAAAAGUACAACAAAAAUGGAACAAGACCAAUGAAAAUAAGAUUCAUGUCACAAACAGCAGCAAAACAUGUCUUGCAAAGAACAGGAAAAUUGGUAAAAGUAGAAGAAAUGAAGGAAAUGUGGAUAAAAAUGAGACAUGAACAAAGGAGAGAGAAGUAAACUGAAAGAGUUGAGAGUAGAGGCCCAGUCAAAAAACAAGGAGAGAACACAAGAACAAGCGAGGAGAUUCAUUUUGAAAGUUCUGGACAUGAAAGUAUGGAAAAGGUGCCACAAAGAUGCCACACAAGAUCACCAGGCAGAAGUUUAAAGAUUAUGUAUACUAAUAUAGAUGGUUUGGUGUUGAGCCUAUUGGAACUUAAAGACUACCUAAAGAACAAUAAAUCAGAUGUGGUAUGUUUAAUGGAAAACAAACUAAAAGAGGAAAUAGAGUUGGGAUUUGCAAAGGAAGGUUAUAGUGCAUGGAGGAGAAAUAGAAAAGGAAAGGGAGGAGCAGGAGCAGUGAUAUUGGUAAAAGAGGAUAUUGUUGUUGAUGAAGUUGAAUAUGGUGAUGAAAUGGCAGAAGCUUUGAGUGUUGUGAUUAGGAUCAAAUGAAGUUGUAACGCUCCUUUUUAUUAUUUCUGUGUUUCUUUGAGUCUCCCCAAUAAUUGUUUUCUUUUGUAGCUUGCGGUGAAGAGGAGGAUAAUAGCGGUAAUUAAAGGUUUAGUGAUUAUAUGAAAAAAUAUAUUUAUAAGGCGUGUAUUCGUGGGAGUGAUUUAAAAGUCUUGAAACAUUUGUUAUAAAUAGUCUUUACUUAUUUCAACUGUGGUUUUCUCUAAUCAGUGGUAAUACGAAUAAUAGGAUUACAUCAUGUUGCGUCAGCCUACCAGUAACUCAUAAGGUGUCAUUCCCUAGCUUAUAAAAUAUGUUAGUAAUUUAGAAUUCAAUUAUUAACUUCAACUAAUGUCCAGCCUAUAUGCUCACCUUGCUAGCCAAUUAUUCCUGCAUUUUUAUUUAAACUCACGGUUCAGUAAAAUUAUUUGUGAAAGAAGAGAGAGAGAGAACUAGCUAAGGUUCCAAUAACUUCAGAGGCCUGUGGGUGUUGAGGGAGAGAGCACAGAAUGGCGUCUCCCUUCCCUCUGGCAACAGGUGGGUCUCGUAGCUCUGAAAUAUUUUAUUUUUCUUUUAUUUAGAAGUGAAUAUUACUGUGUUCAUGUUUAUUAUUCAUGUCUCUAGUGAAGAUAUAGUGACUGUACGUGUUGACAGAAUGGCGUCUCCCUUCCCUCUGGCAACAGAUAAAAUAGCCGGUGUUGGUCCCACGUGGAGACAGGCCACAGAGUCUUGGGAGUGUUAGCCAUGUAAUGUUUCUUUAGUCAAAUAUAAUCUACUGUGAAUGUGUUGUGAGCAAUAUUAUUGCCGUAGAGAAGUGAUGGAUGAAGGCUGUGACGCUAUUUAGGGAUAUAACGGUGCCCAGAAUCAAUGGUACUCUUGAGGAGUUAUAAAAGUAAUUAUUUUCUUGUGUAUUCGUAGUGUUAAGUAACGGAGUAUAAGUGUAUAUGCCAUACCAGAAUUUCAAGUGUCAUAGUGGGUCAGUCAACCCAAAGAAUCCCAUCAAUAUUAUUCAUUUAAUUAUUUUUGCUAUUUUUAUAUUUUUCGUUCCUCCUAAUAAAGCCACACUGUAGGUA